Messenger RNA from Chara braunii, 1107 nucleotides. The record is from the annotation of a GenBank genome assembly. NCBI's taxonomy places the organism in Eukaryota, Viridiplantae, Streptophyta, Charophyceae, Charales, Characeae.
CCAUGGUGACACGCACUGGCACAGUGCCUCUUGUUACGGGAUGGGCAAAACCAGCGCAUUGCGAGCCAUUGCGGAUGUGGCGGAUGCGAUUCGUGCCGCUUAUCCGAAGGCUGUUAGCUUUGGGGGUUUGGAAGACUGUCAUCGACGCAUGCAGCAAUUCGAGGCGUUGGGGUUUCCGAAUUGCUGGGGCUGUAUUGACAACACCCAUGUGUAUGUCGACAAACCCCGGUCGAGGGACGUCGAUGACUAUUGCUCCGGUCGUCACAACCGAUUCUCCCUCGUCACGCAAUUGGUGGUGGACUCGGAGUUGAAGAUCUUGGACUUCUCCUACGGUUUUCCGGGGACUGUGGGCGACGCACGUGUUCUAAAGCACACGUCAUUGUACAGGCGAGCCCUAAAGGGGUCAUUGUUUUUUGACGAUCCAGAAGAUCCACACCGUGGCGAACGACCGUGUAUACCAUGUGUCCCCGGGGGGUACUUGCUUGGGGAUGGCGGGUAUCCCAGUCUUCCCUGGCUUGUCAUUCCGUACGGGCGUCAACCAGUGGUCACGCGAGCAAUGCAGCGCUUUGACGCUCUACACAAGAUAGUGAGGUCUUGUGUCGAGCGGUUCUUUGGUGUGUUCAAGAUGCGGUUCCAUUACUUCUACCGGCCGCACAUUGCCGACAUCACGAGGGAGAGGCUGGAGUUCCACGCUUGUUGUAUUCUCCACAACCUGCUUCAGGAGUGGGGUGACCUGCCCAAAGAGGAGGGUGAGUUCAUGGAUGCCUCGUCUCCCGACAGUCCGCCUCCUGAUGUUGACAGACAUGUCGACGGUUGUCCGCUGAAGUCCAUGUUCGGUCGGGAGCGUGGGCAGGCUGUGAGGGAUGCACUGUGCACUGAGGUCCUUCGACUAUGGGAGGCCCGACUGAAUCAUUGAAACUCCGGUUUCUUUUCAGCACAUAUAAAGCAGUGGUAGGGUGUUGUCGAAAAAAAGGUGGGUCUUGUGGAGACAACAAUACCAUAGACUUCGCUGCGUAGUGGGUUAUUGGGCCACACAUAGCUCUGCUUUUCUGCAGUUCGUACGUGCUAAGGCGACGCAGCUAUGGCGGAUAAAAAUCGUCCCAGAUG